AUGGAGCUGCCUUCAGCGCGGCCGUAUGCCUUCAAGUUCCGGCCAGAAUCGACCGCACUGAUCAUUAUCGAUAUGCAGCGAGAUUUUGUGGAUUACAAUGGCUUUGGAACGAUUCAGUGCGGCAAUGAUGAGAUCUUCAAGAAAGUCAGGGAUAUUGUGCCCAGGUGUCAACGUGCGCUUGAAACGGCGAGAGCUAUGGGUCUUUAUGUUGUCCAUACUCGAGAAGGCCACAAACCAGAUCUAUCCGAUCUACCACCUUCCAAGAAACUGCGACAAAUCUCUGCUCCAAGCGGUCAUCAUACCAUGGGUAUUGGAGACCAAGGUCCAAUGGGACGACUACUUGUUCGCGGCGAGUACGGCCACGACAUCAUCGACGAGCUCAAACCCAUCCCCGGCGAGGUAGUCAUCGACAAACCUGGCAAAGGCUCUAUGUGGGACACAACCCUCCACCGAUCGCUCCUUGCUCGAGGAAUCACGCAUUUGCUGUUCGCUGGAGUUACGACAGAAUGCUGCGUCAACACCACGGCAAGAGAAUGUGCGGAUCGAGGGUUCGAGUUCUGCAUCUUGGACGAUCUAACGGAUGGAUUCUAUCAGCCUUUCUACACUAGCACUCUGGAUAUGCUAUGCUCCUACGAUGGACUUUUUGGCUUCGUUGGUAACUCGUCCGAGUUUGUGAAGCAUGCUCCUGUGCAGACUCAGACUCCACCGGCAACUCCACCAGGAUUUGUCGGAGAUAUUUCGCUACAAGGCCUUCGAGAUCAGUACAAAAGUGGACAGGUGCGGCCUUCGGACAUUGUCAAAGAGAUCACAUUACGGAUUGAAGAAUACAAGAAGAAAGACCCUGCGGUGUGGAUUUAUGUGCAGAGCGCAGACGACCUUCUCAAAGCCGCACAAGCUGUGGAAACUCGAUUUGCGGGCCUACCGAAGCCAGAGCUCUACGGCGUCCCCUUCGCAGUAAAAGACAACAUCGACGUCGCCGGCGUGCCUACAACCGCCAGCACCGAGGCCUAUGUAUACACCCCAAAGGAGAGCGCCAAGGUCGUCGACGCAAUCAUCGCAGCCGGUGGCAUCUUCGUGGGCAAGACGAACCUCGACCAACUUGCCACAGGCCUAUCAGGCUGCAGAUCACCCUACGGCACACCCCGAAGCAUCUAUGGCAACAACUAUAUAUCAGGAGGCUCAUCGUCUGGAUCCGCCGUCGCGGUCGCAGCAGGACUCGUCUCAUUCACACUUGCAACAGACACCGCAGGCUCAGGACGAGUGCCUGCCGCGUACAACGGUAUCACAGGCUUCAAGCCCACAAAAGGCACCUUCAGUGCGAAAGGCCUCGUCCCAGCUUGCAAGAGCCUCGAUACAAUCACGAUUAUGGCGCCCACCGUCGAAGAGGCCCGGAAAGUCUGGCUUGCAGUCGAUCACGGCCCCGACCUAGACGACCCCUACGCAAAGCCGCAACAGUCGUUUGCUCUCUGGCACGCAGAUUUGCGUGGCGUCAAAGCAGGAGGAUUCAAAUUCGGUGUGCCACCGGCUGCCGCACUGGAAUACUGCGACGAAACCUAUCAACAACAAUUCUCAUCCUCAAUCGACCGACUAAAACGAGCCGGCGGCGUCCCUCAAGAAGUCAACUGGACGCCCUUCGAAGAAGGUAGCAACCUUCUCUACGAAGCCUCCCUAGUACAAGAACGCAUAGCAAGCAUAGGACCCGAGUUCAUCGCCAACAACGUCCAUACGUUCCAGCCAGCUACCAAGGAGCUGUACACCGCCGCGCUGAACAAGCCAGUCAAGCCCUGGCAGGUCUUCCAGGACCAACACAAACAAGCACAAUAUACGCGCGAGGCAGCAAAGAUCUUCCAAGAUAUCGAUGUGUUGCUUGUGCCCACGACGGUGACGCAUCCUACGGUGGCGGAGAUGGACGCUGACCCUGUUGCGUUGAAUGCGAAGCUGGGGUAUUUUACGCAUUUCGGCAAUGUGCUGGAUCUAUGUGGUAUUGCUGUGCCUGCGUCGAUGUAUCAGAGCAGCAGUGGGGAAAAGCUGCCGUUCGGGGUGACGCUGCUGGGUGCCUCGGGGACGGACGGGAAGGUGUUUGAUAUCGCCAGGGAGUUUGAGCGGACAGAAUGA
This is a messenger RNA of Zasmidium cellare ATCC 36951, 2115 nucleotides long. RefSeq lists its product as uncharacterized. NCBI's taxonomy places the organism in Eukaryota, Fungi, Ascomycota, Dothideomycetes, Mycosphaerellales, Mycosphaerellaceae. The transcript is spliced from 2 exons. Gene Ontology annotation, molecular function: catalytic activity. Bases 1 to 2115 code for a protein of 704 amino acids. The record is from RefSeq and is a predicted model, not a curated record.